This is a messenger RNA of Gallus gallus (chicken), 2035 nucleotides long. It is a transcript of the gene ACTR10, whose product is annotated as actin related protein 10. Lineage: Eukaryota; Metazoa; Chordata; Aves; Galliformes; Phasianidae. The record is from RefSeq and is marked validated. Gene Ontology annotation, biological process: retrograde axonal transport of mitochondrion.
GCAGAGGGACGCUCCGCCUCUGUCGGUACGGUUCUGAGGGGGUCCGGAGGAGCAGCGAUGCCGCUGUACGAGGGCCUGGGAAGCGGCGGGGAGAAGACCGCGGUGGUGCUCGACCUGGGCGAGGCCUUCACCAAGUGUGGUUUUGCAGGUGAAACAGGACCAAGAUGCAUUAUUCCUAGUGAAAUAAAGAAACCUGAUGUUUCUAAGCCUGUCAAAGUUGUUCAAUAUAAUAUCAACACAGAGGAGCUAUAUUCAUAUCUGAAGGAAUUUAUUCAUAUGUUAUAUUUCAGGCAUCUGCUGGUGAAUCCCAGAGACCGUCGUGUUGUGAUCAUAGAAUCUGUCCUCUGCCCUUCCCACUUCAGAGACACUCUUGCAAGAGUCCUUUUCAAGCAUUUUGAGGUACCUUCUGUCUUGUUUGCUCCAAGCCAUCUCAUGUCUCUUCUGACGCUUGGGAUCAACUCUGCAAUGGUGCUAGACUGUGGAUAUAAAGAAAGCUUGGUGCUGCCUAUUUAUGAGGGAACUCCAAUUCUGAGCUGCUGGGGUUCUCUUCCUUUGGGAGGAAAAGCCAUCCACAAGGAGCUGGAGUAUCGGCUGUUGGAGCAGUGCACGGUUGAUACAGGAUUAGCCAAAGGACAAAGCCUUCCAUCUGUAAUGGGCUCUGUUCCAGAAGACGUAGUAGAGGACAUAAAAGUUCGCACUUGCUUUGUGAGUGAUCUCCAACGUGGACUGAAAAUCCAAGCAGCCAAGUUCAACAUUGAUGGCAGUGCUGAGCGUCCUUUGCCGCCUCCAGAUGUGGACUAUCCUUUAGAUGGUGAAAAGAUUCUCCAUGUGGUUGGCUCCAUCCGAGACUCAGUUGCGGAAAUACUGUUUGAACAGGAUAAUGAAGAGACAUCUGUUGCCACUUUGAUCUUGGACUCACUCAUUCAGUGUCCCAUAGACACCAGGAAGCAGUUGGCAGAGAACUUGGUGGUUAUGGGUGGCACUGCCAUGUUGCCAGGAUUCCUCCACAGACUCAUGGCUGAAAUCAGAUACCUGGUGGAGAAACCGAAAUACAAAGAAGUCCUUGCGACUAAAACCUUCAAAGUUCACACUCCACCUGCCAAACCCAACUAUGUGGCGUGGCUGGGAGGAGCCAUCUUUGGAGCACUUCAGGACAUACUUGGGAGCCGGUCUGUGUCCAGAGAGUAUUACAGCCAGACGGGGCGCAUACCUGACUGGUGCUGUCUGAGUAAUCCUCCGCUGGAGAUGAUGUUUGAUGUUGGAAAAGCACCCCCACCACUGAUGAAGAGGGCUUUUUCUACUGAGAAAUGAGCUCCUAAAUGCUACACGAGGAUUCUCCUCAUCUGUUUCAAGUACAUAUACGUAUAUAUAAAUAUAAGUAGGAUUUUUUUAUAUGAAGUAAUCUGUGUGUAAUGCCAUUAAAUAUGAGCAGUGUGGAUGUUCUGGGAGAGUACAGUGGUAGUUACUAACACUGUAUGUGGAACUGUGAUGUAUUGUUUGAAGAUGAGUUCUGUUUACUCCUGUGCUACUUUGUCACGCAGUGAAGAAGUGGAAUGUAGUCACGAGUUGUAGCUCACUGAGUUCUGGUAUGGGUGCAGUGAAUGACGUUGUGAAGGUGCUUUAAGGUAUUUUGAUGUAAAGCAUUCUGAGAAGACCAAAGGAUCGUCUGCUUUGGGAGGCAUCUGGAAGUUUUCCUGCCAAAUGGAAGUGCUUUACAUGGGGUCAUAUGUUGGACCUGCUAGGAACUGGCUUGGGCUGCAUAGCAAAGUUGCUGGAGCAGUAUUUCCCCUGAGAAGUGAGUACUGCUUUCAGUGUUUCAGCAAAGAACUGUGCUAUGUGUAACUCCCCUGCAGUGCUGAGCUGACACUCUCCCAGUGUCUCCUCCGGGAAGGAAUUUAACUGUUUAAGAAUUAUGAACAGGCGUGCAAAGGAAAUGUUGGACCUCACUGAAAUGCCACAUUCAGAAGUCAUUUCUUUGCCCUCCUUUCCCAUCAGAAUUAUUAAACUUCCCUGUCUGGCAGCAGUGUGUAUUAAA